UCUCUCCUCACUGAUACAGCUGCUCUGCUGCAAUGCAAUGCCAAUGCCAAUGACUGUUCUCUCUCUCUCUCUCAUCGCAUUGACCCGCGCGCUUCUUCCAUUUACGAGAAAACUCCAAAACCCAACACCGUUCUUAACUCUCUCUCAUUUCAAAUCUAUUAACUUUAUUAAAGUAUUAAAACUAAUCAAUGCUAAUCUCAAAGCUUAGCUUCCAUGGAGAAAACAAUAACUAAAAUACUUUUUUUUGUUUAUUGGGAAAGUUGCGAACUCAAAAGAAAGUGAAAAUUAAUUGUUUUUUCUCUUCUUUUUUUUUAUCUUAAAUGGGUUGUCACAUUUAUGGCGUUUUCAUUUUUCCCAAACAAUUCCCAGGUUUUCUUCUUUUAACUUUCUUCCACUCUAGUUUAUCCGGACGUUUUAAACAGUGACUCUUUUAGGGUUUCUCUCUCUCUCUCUCUCUCUAUACAAUCUACUGUUUGUAAAUUAUUACUACCUUCUUCUUCUUUUACAAGUUUUGGUUUUUGGGUUUGUGGGAUUUCUUCAUUUUGUGAUCUCAGAGUGAUUCUGGAGCACAUUGUUUGGUAUUGGUUUUGGGUUCGAAAGUUUUCCAGAGUUUCUCUCAGAUUCAUGGAUUUUCACGCAUUUUUAGUCUGGGCAUAGUAACUUGAAGAAUUUUUUUUAGCUGUGAAAGAGCAUUAAUCAACAAAAUUUGGUCUUAAAAAAAACUUGAAUCAUUUGGUGCACUUUUAUUGAGCUUUCAAGUGAAAAAGAAAAUCAGCGAAUCUGCUCAUGCUUUCUAACACAUUGCAACUUUACCAAGCGUUUGCUUGAGAAAAAUGACCUUGAUGAGCUGCCAGUUCAGUUAAAGUUUCUUAGUGCCUCUGUUUUUUCUUCUCUGGAACUUGUUAAAAUUCUGGGUUUUAUUUUUUCACUCCAAAGUUGCAAUCUUUUCUGUAUUUUGUCUUUCAGUGGAUUUUGUCUGAAGUUUAUUUGGAUUUUCGUUCUGUUCAGUCUUCAGAUCACUGAUUUUCUUUAAUGGGAUUUGGACGCUUCUGGUAAGAUCUGCAUGGAUUUUUAUUUAUCAGAUUUUUGCUCAAAACAAGUUCAAGAAACUUGAGUAUUUCACACAUCUUCUUGAAAAAAAUUCUGGGGUCGUUUUUGCUUGCAUUUGGGUUCAGAACAUUUGCACCGAAAAAAUCUUAUUGGCUUUAUUAUCUGAUCUGGACGAAAAAGGUGGUACUUUUUUGAUUGAUUAUUGUUUAUUGUCUACAUAGUUAGCUUUUUGGUUCUGUCAUGAUCCAGGGGUGUGAACUGGGACUUAAAAUAAUCUGAUUGUAGAGCUUUUCAACUAGUAUUACUUCACGGAGAAAUAGCUGAAUAUGGACUUCUUCAGGGUUAAGAAAUUCAGGAAAGCCCACAAACCAGUUGUGGAAAGUGAUUUAGAGGACAAGCCCGUGCCUCAGCCAGAAGAGCUAAAGAAGGAGAAUGGAGGAGGAGAUGAACUUUCAACUAAGACAAAUGAUACUGAUCCAACUGCUGAAGUUGAAGCUGAGGAUGAUGAUGACGAUUUCAUCACAAAUGAGGUGAAAAGAAGAUUAAAAGAACUGAGAAGGAAUAGUUUUAUGGUUUUGAUUCCUGAAGAAGAGUCAUGUGCUGAAGAGGAGGAUGGUGAAGAGGAAGAGGAGGAAGGUGAGACAAGCUCUUGCGAGUGGAGAGAUGUUGAAGCAGAAGGUCGACAAUGGUGGGGUGGAUUUGAUGCUUUGUAUGACAAGUACUGUGAAAGGAUGUUGUUCUUUGAUCGUAUGAGCACCCAACAGCUCAAAGAAAAUGGCUGUCAUACAGGCCCGCAAACCCCCACCACCCCAUCACCAAGAUCUGCAUCUAAAAAGCUAACAUCUCCUCUCCGCUGCCUCUCUUUGAAAAAGAUUGAAGAACCUGAUGAUGAAACUGAGCAUCUUCAGCAAUUGCAGCAUGACCCUUACCAGGAUAUUGAAACAGCAUAUGUAGCUCAGAUUUGCUUGACUUGGGAGGCACUUCACUGCCAAUACUCCCAAAUGUGUCAGAAAAUUGUGUUCCAACCUGAAAAUUCCACCUGCUACAACCAUAGUGCUCAACAGUUUCAACAGUUCCAGGUUUUAUUACAAAGGUAUAUAGAGAAUGAGCCUUUCGAGCAGGGUUUGAGGGCAGAAAUUUAUGCUCGCGCAAGGAAGUUUCUUCCUAAAUUGGUACAGGUCCCUAAUGUGAAAGCUUCGGAUCAAAAAGAGAUAGAGGGAGAAGAGUCACCGAUAACUGUUCUUGCCACUGAUCUUAUCAAGGUUAUGGAGUCUUCAAUUCUUACCUUCCACCUUUUCCUUAAGAUGGAUAAGAAAAAAUCAAGUGGGUCUCUUAAUCUCUUUGGAAAUCAGAACCAUAAUGCAAUCCCACUUCACCAGAUUCAAUCAUCUCUUGAGAAGAAAGAGAUGAAGUUCAAGGAACUGCGCAAGAAAAGAAAAGGUUGGAAAAAGAGGUCAUGGCCAUUGAUACCAGAAGAUGUUCAGCUGUUAUUCAGCCUAAUUGAUGUCAAGGUUGUGUCAAGGGUCCUCAGAAUGGUGAAGAUUACCAACGAGCAGCUAGUUUGGUGCGAGGAGAAGAUGAAGAAACUCGAUCUGGUGGAUGGUAAGUUGCGAAGAGACCCUUCCCCAAUCCUUUUCCCCUGUUAAUAUGCAUUAAAAAAUCCAAAGACCAGAGCUAGAAACUUUUGGGAUAGCUGCAAUCUAAGAACCUUGUCCUGCCAUAUUUUUCAUUUUCGGAUGCCAAUCUUCAGUGCUUGGGAAUGUCAAAUCUCUUGCAUUGCAUGAUAGUUUUGUCUAUGCUCCUGUAGAACCAAUACCCACCCCAUUAAACUAGGUUACUUUAGUUAGAGCCAUCAUUUUGCUAUGUUAAACAGGAGAUUAUAACUGGCUACCAUUACCUAAGACUAAGGAGAAGGGCUUAACUGUGGUUUUCCCAUCUGAUGCUGCACUUUUUUAAAAAGCAAUUUGUAUUAAAAACUAUAUUGUAUGUCAUGCUAUUUAUCAUUGGUGUAGCAUACAAUAGUUGUGGAUAUUUAUGUAGUUAUUUCAUGUUCAAUCUUUUUCUUUUAAAUA
Molecule: messenger RNA, 3122 nt
Organism: Humulus lupulus (European hop)
Lineage: Eukaryota; Viridiplantae; Streptophyta; Magnoliopsida; Rosales; Cannabaceae
Exons: 4
Coding region: 1377-2696 (439 amino acids)
Source: RefSeq, a predicted model, not a curated record